Messenger RNA from Aspergillus homomorphus CBS 101889, 1660 nucleotides. RefSeq lists its product as uncharacterized. The record is from RefSeq and is a predicted model, not a curated record. Bases 283 to 1389 code for a protein of 368 amino acids. NCBI's taxonomy places the organism in Eukaryota, Fungi, Ascomycota, Eurotiomycetes, Eurotiales, Aspergillaceae. The transcript is spliced from 4 exons.
GCCUGGACUUUCGCAAGAAGGAGAUAUUAUGGAAUUGAUCUUGUUGCUCUAUGUUGAGUUGCUAUAGAGUACUAUUGUUACAGGUCCUCUGCCUUGAUUGACAGUCAAGAUGAUGCAAAUGCAGAGUCGCAGCGGCCAUCAGCUGACCGCCAUCGUCUCAUAGUUCAGUGCACCCUGUCCUGUUCUUAUCGUCUGUUCCCACAAUUCUUCUUCUCUUGUUUAUCUGGCUCUGGAACAGACAUUCUCAUAGACUUAGAACCCCUCAAUUCAGAUCCGAUCUUGAUGUUUACUUCUUUCCUGCUCCGCUGCCAUGACACCAUCUGGUCGUCCUUGCAUAUCAUCAUCCUCAACAUUCCUCCCUCCCGCUUACCCAUCUUCCCUGCCUUAGCAGGCUCCAUCUGGUUCCUGACUCUGGCCACUCUACUCCUAACAUGGCUGGGUCGAGGAAUGCCCAGGUAUCCGGGCCAAAGUAAUCCCCACGUGGCCUUCAUCUCCGACAUCGCCUCCUUCGAGCUCAAACCCCUCUUCCUCAUCGGCGCCUCCAUGACCGCCGUCGGGUUCUGGUUCACCGUAGCCGUGGCUCACGUUAUGCGCUACGAGCCUGGCUUCGCGUUGCUCCGCUGUCCGGAGCACUUUUCCGCUGGCGGACAUCCCGUUCCCAGGGACCAAACCACCCGGAGUGGGAACCAACAACAGCCCACCGGCGUAGUGACUGGCAGUUGCACCGCCGAUAAAAACGAUACGGCCGAUGAGCCUGACAAAGACGACGAAGAAUCACCCUCGACCAUCGCCGCCCUUAAGCUCGUCUCGCUCUUCUCCAUCUUCUCGGCCGGCAUGGCCAGCACCGCCCUCAUCCUGUUGGGCGUCAUGGAUACCUUCCGGUACCACUUCGCGCACGCGGUGCUCCUCCGCGUCUGCUUCGGGGGCUUGGCCCUGCAGGCUGCGGGGACGGCGAUCGUGUAUUCGAAUGAGGUGCUGGGGUUCGUGGCGUUCUUGACGCAUGGCGGCGUGUGGCAGCGGAGGUGGAGGCGGAGGCGGCGGGUGCGUGUGCGGGUGUUUGCAUCGCUCUCGACCGCCUUGAUCCUGGUCGAGCUCUUCCUCGGAAUCGCCUUCAUCGCGCUUACCGUCCCCGAAGAUGUCAGCGAUUACCGCGCCGCCGGCAUUCUCGAGUGGGUCAUUGCGUUCCUCGGCACCGUGUAUCUGUGGCUGUUUGUGGGGUUCUUCGAUCGUGUGAGUUUCGAGGGGUAUGUCCCCAGUGUAAUCUAUACGGCCGCUGCGAAGGGACAGGGGCAGCUUUCCGUUUCUACGUCCCAGGAAGGGUCGCAGGCUGUGACCGAUGCUGAGCGUGCCCCGUUGCUGGCGCAGGGCUCGUCGAGCCAGUAUACAUGAUUUAUGGGUUGCAUCUAGCGAUAGAGAUCGGAGUUUCUCAACCCCUUCAAUUAGAUAUCUAAGGUAGCGCAAGCAUUUGCUCAUUAUAGCAUGGUGAUAGAGAUUGGUAUCAAGUUAUGCCAUAUGGAAAUAAGCCGUGGGUAAUGCAAGCAUGUGAUUUCGCCUCGAGUGGCUAGCCCUGAAACAUCAGGCAAGGACAAUAAUCGGGUUUGUGGUUUGUCAUUUGACAUAAGCAUCAUCAAUUUUGACCGAACCUUUGUCCAUAUAUCCU